Echinostoma caproni is the source of this 846-nucleotide messenger RNA. The record is from the annotation of a GenBank genome assembly. Lineage: Eukaryota; Metazoa; Platyhelminthes; Trematoda; Plagiorchiida; Echinostomatidae.
GCAAUGGGAAAGCCGGUCGAGAAAAAACGAAAGAAGAAACUGUCUCACCAGCCUGAUCCGGAAAUAAAUGUUUCCAGUGAUAAGAACAUUUUGGGUGAUGAAGUCUCUAAGAAAGAUCUAUUUUCUUUGGAUAGUGAGAUGCUAGAAGAAAAUGAGAUCAUUGUUGAUGACUUUGGCGAUAUUGAAGAACUUGAGACUAAGUCGCUGGAGGAUGAACCCCCAGAAAAAAGUGAUACUGAACUAGAGGAUGCUACUGUUCAGCUUAACGUCGAGGAACCCGAAGGGCCCGAUGUGGCCGAUGUCACCUUUCUUGAUCAACGCAUAAGGUCAUGGAUUAUCAUGUUGAAAAACUUCAAAAAAAGUGCCCAACCAGGGCUUAGUCGCAAGUCCUGCAUACACAGCCUUCUAGACGAUAUUUGCAAGCGAUAUUCAUACAAUAACUUCUUAGCACACAAGCUUUUUGAUUUAUUCCCGAAAGAGCUAAUAGAAGCUCUUGAGGCAAAUGAGGUCGAUCGACCUGUCACAAUUCGAACCAAUACACUGAAAACCAGAAGACGAGAGCUCGCCCAGGCUCUAAUAAACCGAGGUGUCAACCUUGAUCCACUUGAACCUUGGAGCAAAGUUGGUUUAGUGGUGUAUUCCUCUCAAGUACCGCUUGGUGCUACUCCGGAAUAUCUGGCUGGUCAUUAUAUUCUUCAAGGUGCCAGCUCCAUGUUGCCGGUGAUGGCAUUGGCACCAAAACCGGAAGAAAGAGUUCUCGAUCUCUGUGCUGCACCUGGGGGUAAAGCAACAUAUAUUGCAUUUCAAUCAGUAAAAAAUGAUGAAUCAUUCGAUACAAUCAAGUAG